Messenger RNA from Leptosomus discolor (cuckoo roller), 1361 nucleotides. Lineage: Eukaryota; Metazoa; Chordata; Aves; Leptosomiformes; Leptosomidae. The record is from RefSeq and is a predicted model, not a curated record.
CAUUAUCCAUGUUUGGGACAACGGUUGGUCUGUACGGGAUACCCUGGUGUAAGAAAUCCCUGCUGUUAACUGCCCUGAUGUCGGUUAUUGGAGCUUCCAUGGGAAUUCUAGACACAGGUGGCAAUGUGCUGGUACUUAACACCUGGGGGGCAGAGGCGGGGCCGCACAUGCAGGCCUUGCACUUCAGUUUUGCCGUCGGUGCGUUUGUGGCCCCGAUCCUGGCCAAAAUGGCCUUGGGAGGCUCCGAACCGAAAGACCCUCCGGUAGCUGAAAAGACAAACCAGUCUGUCCCGAGGUCUGUGCCGACAGCAUCAGCUGCCUCAGCGACGUCAGCGCUGAAACACCAUCUUGGUGCAGACUUUUUGUGGUCCUAUGUUGUCAUAGGGACCUAUCUGCUGUUCGUUUCCUUCUUCUUUUUUAUUUUGUAUUCGAAGGGCAGCUCAGCUCGAGACAAAUCGAAGGCUUCUCUGCACAAGUGCGUGCUUGCCAGAUACCACUAUGCUCUUAUUAUUCUCCUGUUCACAUUCUUCUUCUUCUACGUGGGAGCGGAGGUCACGUACGGCUCUUACAUAUUUACUUACGCGAAGGUCUUUGCCGAGAUGAAGGAAAGCGAAGCAGCCGCCUUGAACUCUGUCUUCUGGGGCGCGUUUGCCGCUUGCAGAGGCGUGGCAAUAUUCUGCGCUGCUUGCCUGUACCCUGGCACCAUGAUCCUGCUGAGCAUCGUCGGCUCCGCCGCCUCCUCUUCGUGCUUGGCCUUCUUCGCGCGGCACCAAGCCUCGCUGUGGGCGGGAACCGCCGUGUACGGCGCGUCGAUGGCCACCAUCUUUCCCAGCGGCAUCUCCUGGAUAGAGCAGUACACGGUCGUGCAAGGGAAAUCGGCUUCUCUCUUCGUGAUCGGCGCCGCGCUGGGCGAGAUGUGCAUCCCUGCCGUGGUGGGGUACCUGCAGGGCAGGUUUCACCACGUUCCCGUGAUUAUGUACACUGCCCUGGUGACCUCUGCGAUGACAGUUCUGCUCUUCCCGCUGAUGUACAAACUGGCCAACGCUCCCGGCGAGAGCGACUCGAAAGAAGUGAGUGAGAGCGAGGACCGGAAGGCUUUGUUGUCCAACUCGAGGCUUAAUGAGGAUGAAGAGGACGAAGAGGAUGCGGGAGAGUGGAACGAAGCGGACUUUGAGGUCAUAGAAAUGAAUGACACGCUGAGAAACUCUGUGAUCGAGACCUCCCGUAAGAUACCAGGGGACUCGCCGGCCAAAGCCUCGCUCCAGCACCACCUGGGUGAUGUCUUGCAUGAUUCUCCAGUGGUUGCUGGUGGCUCCCCUGGGAGGAAAAAUGUGAAUGUCGACCGGGAGAAGAACGAUUAA